Molecule: messenger RNA, 1940 nt
Organism: Drosophila ficusphila
Lineage: Eukaryota; Metazoa; Arthropoda; Insecta; Diptera; Drosophilidae
Gene: cact
Product: NF-kappa-B inhibitor cactus
Exons: 7
Coding region: 172-1677 (501 amino acids)
Molecular function (GO): protein binding
Source: RefSeq, a predicted model, not a curated record
CUCGCAAUUCGUAUCGAAACGUGAAAGAAACCAGACGUGCGCUCGGUACUAUGAGAAGUGCAGAUAGCAAAUAAAUUUGAGACUUAAAAAAAUAACAACGCGUGUUGAAGCAAACUGAGCCAGACAAUUAACCAAGCAAGCCCAACUGAGAGAGUCCGGAAAAGCACGAAAAUGUGGAGCCCAACAAAAGCAGCGGAGGCAGCAACAAAGGCAACAGCAACAAGUGACUGCAGCUGCAGCGCUGCCAGUGUUGAAGAACGAGGCCCCGCUAAUAUCGCAAACCCCUCAUCCACUAGCGGUAAAUUUGGCGGCAAAACAGAAGAUCAAACGGCCGCCAUUAGCAAGCAAAAGGAAUUUGCCGUGCCAAACGAAACCAGUGAUUCGGGCUUUAUUUCGGGCCCGCAAUCCUCGCAGAUCUUUAGCGAGGAGAUAACCCCUGAGUCUGAGGAGCAGGACCAGGAUAGCAAGGAUAAGGAGCAGGUUCAGAAGGAGUCGGAACUCCAGAACGCACAGCCCGUGGUCCUUGAUUCCGGCAUUAUCGACGAGGAGGAGGAUCAGGAACCGGAACAGGAUCAGGAGAAACAGCAACAGGAUAGCACCGCCGAUCAAAUGCGACUAAAAAACAGCACGGACACAGGUAUUCCACAAUGGACCGUCCAAAGCAAUUUGGCCAAUCGCGGCGAACAGCUUAACAACCUCGGCCAGAGCAGCCCCCAAACCUCCAACCGCAGCAAGCUGCAAUCCUCCACAGCCAACACCAUAAUCCCGAAUUCCUCCGGAUCUGGAGCAGCCACAUCCGCUCCACCCAGCAGCAUCAGCAUUAUGAACGCCUGGGAGCAGUUCUACCAGCAAAACGACGACGGUGACACACCACUGCACCUGGCCUGCAUCUCGGGAUCCGUGGACGUGGUGGCCGGCUUAAUUCGUAUGGCACCGCAUCCGUGCCUGCUUAACAUCCAGAACGAUGUAGCACAAACUCCCCUUCAUUUGGCCGCCCUUACUGCCCAGCCGAAUAUUAUGCGAAUGCUCCUGCUAGCCGGAGCUGAGCCCACGAUUCGCGAUCGUCAUGGCAACACGGCUCUGCAUCUUUCUUGCAAUGCUGGCGAGAAACAGUGCGUACGUGCCUUAACAGAGAAGUUCGGAGCCACCGAGAUCCAUGAGGCCCACCGACAAUACGGACACCGUUCCAACGAUAAGGCGGUGAGCUCCCUUAGCUACGCUCGUCUGCCCGCCGACCUGGAGAUUCGAAACUAUGAUGGAGAGCGCUGUGUACAUUUAGCUGCCGAAGCGGGUCACAUUGAUAUCUUACGCAUUUUGGUGUCCCAUGGAGCUGACAUUAACGCUAGGGAGGGCAAAUCAGGACGCACCCCACUGCACAUUGCGAUCGAAGGCUGCAACGAGGAUCUGGCCAACUUCCUGCUCGAUGAGUGUGAGAAGCUCAACCUGGAGACGGCCACCUAUGCCGGACUGACGGCCUACCAGUUCGCUUGCAUCAUGAACAAGUCGCGAAUGCAGAACAUCCUGGAGAAACGCGGAGCGGAGACCGUAACGCCACCGGACAGUGAUUACGACAGUAGCGAUAUCGAAGAUCUAGACGAUACGAAGACGUACGAUCGCUUUGGUGAUCCCCGCUAUUUUGUCAGCUACAAUGGUGGUAACCCCAUGACUGUCGCCUAAAUGCCCAAUCCAAUCUGUACAUACGAUUUAGACUAAACAUAUAUAUGAUUAACAAAACCCGAACUCCCAACCUGGUUGAAUUGAUGUUCCCGAACGCACACGUUUCCUGCCCUGAAAAGUAUGCUAUAUUUCUUGACAUACGUUCACAAAAAGCAUCCACGAAAUGGAAACCAAAUGUACUUACUAUCCCAGCCGUAAACGAAUUAAAUUGCUUGUGCUAACGAUAGUAUUUAGAGCGAAAUAAAGCAUACAAGGAUGCAGAA